CCCUGCAGGCCUUCAGUUCCCAAGCAUGUAACCCUGCACACUGGAUGGAAAUUGGGUUUUCACACCACCAAACAUCCACAUGCGUGUUGCAGAGCAGAUUCAGUCUUUGCCUGAUCCUCUGGAGAGGAGUGUGAGACGUGGCCUGCAGAGUUGUUUUUAUCAGAGCGUCAAGAGGGAAGUGAGUGAUGCAGAGAGAUAGAGGUCUGAAGUGACAGCUGUGUGACGGACAGCACACGUGAAACAUAAAACGUGAAAGACAGAGGAUGCAACAGGCUGGGGAAACACAGAGCAGCACAUCCAUCUCCUCAGAAUGAGUGAAACUCCCAUAGAGCUUGAGCCUCAGCUAUCGGUCCAGCCAUCGUCACAGCCAGAACCUGACGGGGGGCUCCGACCUCCAUCUUUGUUGCCACAACCCUUCCCCACCCAGGACCCCCCUCACAACACCCAGAUCCAACAAACCCAGAUCCAGAUCCAGGAGUCUAACCCCGGGCACCAAGCAAAGCCUGUGUGGAUAAACCAUCGGAGGCUGCUUCUCUUUGGCCUCUCCUUAUGUGCUGUUAUUCUGGGAUUCAUCUUUAAGCAUCAUAAUCCUCAAGAUAGGAGGACAGACCAGGAAGGGAAAGCAGUGACUCCCUGUUUCUCCCCAGCCUGUCAGUUGGCCUCGGCCCGUCUGUCCUUGUCUGCCGAUCCCUUCACGCAGCCCUGCGAUUACUUCCUGUCCACCUGUGGAUCAGACAGACUGUCACCCGACAGCUGGGGCAGGCUACGAGGUCAGGGCAUCCCCGGACACCCACAGAACCCGAAGGAAAAGACCGGGUGGACCAAGAGGAGAGGACAGAGUGCACAGAGGGAUGACAGAGGACUGAGAGAGGAGGAAACUCUGGACAGAAAGACUGUGCUGCUGAAGUAUCUCCGGGAGGUACUGGAAUCGAACCACAGUGCAGGAAGUACCGCCGUGCAGAAGACCAGAGGAUUUUUCCGCUCCUGCCUGGACACCAGAUCCAUAGACACCGCUGGAGCCGAGCCCUUCCUCGCACUCAUUCAGAAACUGGGCGGCUGGGCGGUGUCAGGUCAGUGGAAUCGGACCGAUUUUAACUCCACCCUGAGCCGGCUCAUGAGAGACUAUGCCACCUUUCCCUUCUUCAACCUGUACGUGGGCAAAGACCCAAAUGAAACGACCCUUGGAUCGACCAAGAGAUACAUACAGAUUGAUCAGCCGGAUCUGUUGAUCCCCAUCGAAUGGAACAGCAAGACUCUGAAGUCUCAAGCUAAAACUCAGACGCUGCGUCCCUUCCUCGCAUCCUGUCACAGGUACCUGGCUUUGCUGGGUGCCGUUCCCAACAGCAGCAUGAUUCACGUGGGAACCUUCAUCUCUCUGUCCUCGGAGCUGGCUGUGGCCGCUGCUCCGCUGCAGCACCGUCUGUCCACAGGACGGCUGUACCAGCGCAUGACCAUCCGAGAGCUGCAGAGCAAGGCCCCUGCUAUAGACUGGCUCUCCUGUCUGCAGGCAGCUUUCCAUCCGUUGCUUCUCACCAAGGACGAUCAUGUGCUUCUGCACAAUUCCCUCUACAUCCAGCAAAUGUCCCGCAUCGUCAGCAAAUGGCUGAACAGGCGUGAGCUGAGCACCAUACUCAGCACCGUUCACACCUUCAUGGUCCUCAACCUGCUGCACACCCUGAUGCCUGCGCUGGACUCCAGGUUUUCAGACACAGAGAAUACCUUGGCCGUGGCUCUUGGUCACACUGAAGGGGUGGCCCCUCGCUGGAAACGCUGUGUGUUAGAGACCGAGAGAGGAUUUCCCUCCGUUCUCACACACCUCCUCAGUGAAAGGACAGCACACAGGGAGGCAGAAGAGAUGAUUCAAAAUAUCUUCUCCUCCUUCAAGUCCAAAUUAAAUGAACUCAAUCGGACUGAUGGGAAGUCUUUCCAGUCCGUCAUGAAAAAGGUUCAGUCCUUAAUUCCAAGACUUUGGACUACAAAUGAGAGCUACACUGAAGCUGUGAUUGACCAGCUUUUUUCUGAGGUGACAGUAGACACACAUGGCUUCUUUUCCAACUACGUCCAGCUACUGUCUUUGUGGCAAAAGAGACAAAGUCAACUCCUGGCAGAGCAGGCGGAGGCGCCUGAUAUUCUGUCCGUCACACCAUUUCUCCUCGGUGAUGAGCUCCUCUUCCCCAUGGGAAUGUUCGUCCCUCCUCUCUUCCAUCCUAGCUAUCCAAGGGCAAUGAAUUAUGGUGUAAUGGGUUUCCUCAUCGCCAAAGAUAUCCUCCACUUGAUUCUGCCUGACAUUUACUCUCAGAGUGAGACGGUGCAUGCUGUGGGGGAUUGUGUGUGGGAUCACUACCUCACUGUGACAGAAACAGCGGGUCGGGGUGGAGCGUUUCCUCUGUCAGCAGCGCAGCAGCAGGAGGUGUGGCUGCAGUACUCUGCACUGCAGAUCGCACUGCAGGCUUACCGUCUGAGUCUGGAGAACGAUCCGGGGGACACCUCCAUCUCAGGACUGUCACACACUCGUCUGUUUCUCACCUCUUUCUCUCAGGUUAACUGUGACUCAGACCCGUACCGUGACUUCAUGCCCUUGCAGCCCUCCUUCCUGAUCACAGUGAUUUGUGCCGAGUCGGACCUGUGUCCUGCAGGCCUGCAGUGUCCCAAUCGAACCCAGAAGCAUUCAUUACGGACAUGCUGAGGACACAGGGGGGGUUGCUUUUCUAGUUUUAUAUUAUAAUGGAUUGUCUGAUAAAACUAUCCACUUGGUGCUGCAGAACUUUAGCACACUGAUCAUUUACUUCUAAUUAAUUACAAACAUUUGACAGACAUUUAUGGUGGACACUUUUGGUAUCAAUAGUUAAUAUAUAUUUGGAUUUCAUUAAAUUGCACAGGAUGUUACAUAGCACUCAUGUGAAUGAAAUAAAAAAUGAUGUUCAAUUUGUUGCA
Eleginops maclovinus (Patagonian blennie) is the source of this 2934-nucleotide messenger RNA. It is a transcript of the gene kel, whose product is annotated as Kell metallo-endopeptidase (Kell blood group). Gene Ontology annotation, cellular component: plasma membrane. The record is from RefSeq and is a predicted model, not a curated record. The transcript is spliced from 18 exons. Gene Ontology annotation, molecular function: metalloendopeptidase activity. Bases 311 to 2686 code for a protein of 791 amino acids. Gene Ontology annotation, biological process: protein processing. NCBI's taxonomy places the organism in Eukaryota, Metazoa, Chordata, Actinopteri, Perciformes, Eleginopidae.